AUGUGGUCUUCACCAGAAAAUAUUAAUCUUCCAAAAAUUGGCACUUUUUCGAGUCGUAUAACUUCUAAACAUCUUUAUAUUAUUGCUUUCAUAUUUCUUGGUUUACUCUCAUUUUCAUUACUUAUUACUGUUAUUGUUCAAGCACGAAAAAACAAUAAUAAUACAAAUAUAGAUACUUCAUAUGUUAACAAUAAUGAUUUAUGUCUUACACGAGGUUGUAUAUCAGCAUCAACACAUCAAUUACGUUCUAUAAAUAGUAUAGCAUCAUCAAAUUUAUGUACAGAUUUUUAUACAUAUGCAUGUGAUGGUUGGGUUAAAACUCAUCCUAUACAAUCAUAUGAUGUUGAACGAACAAUACUUGGUGAUAUUAUUAAUCGACGUGAUUUUGAACUUGAACGUCUUCUUGAUGCACCUAUAUUACGUACGGAUGAACGAAGUUGGGAAUAUAAAAUAAAAACAUAUUAUGCCGAAUGUCUAGAUGAUUAUGCACGAGUACCUGAUAGUGGAAAAUUUAUGAUAGGACUUAUACAAGCUAAAGAUACACUUGAUGGUUGGUAUCUUUUUGAUAAUAGUGGUGCAGAUGUUAAUCAAGAAACUUUAUUAAAAAAUCAAAGUCUUUAUAAACAAAUGUCUCAUAUUCAUGGAGAUUUUGGUGUCAGGGCUGUAUUUGGUAUACGUACAAGAUUUGAUGAAAAUGAUACAAGUAUAAAACGACUUGAAUUCUUUCCAGCUGGUCUAACAAUGGAAGUUAACGAUUAUGUAGCUACUGAUCCCAUAUCAACAGCACGUCGUGCAGCUUUUCAAAUAUAUAUUCUUGCUGUCACAAAUCUACUUGCUCAAGAAGCAGGAAUAAAUGAUAGUAAUCUAGGUAUUCGAACGGCUAAUAUUGCUAAUGAUGUACUUGAUGUUGAAAGAUUUCUAGCUGAAAGUCUUCAACGUAAUCCUACAUCUAAUAUACCAAGAACAACAAAUUUACAGACCAUUUCCGAACAAUUUUCGUUUAAUUUUUCUCAAUUAAUGGCACAUGAAUUAGGUGAUGAAAGUGUUAUCUCAAUAUUAACACCUAUAUAUCUAUUAAAUAAUAUGUAUUUUACUGAUGCAUUUGAAUAUAUAACAAAUAUUAAUGAUUCUACUCGUGAUGAUCUAUUCUCAUCAUCUAUAAUAUUUAGUCCAAUAUUUGCACGAAAAAUUCAUAAUUAUCUUCGAUGGCGUCUUGUUUCAACUUAUAUUGAGGAUCUAUCAUAUAAUUAUGUUCAUGCACAUCGAGUCUAUCUUAAUGCUUAUUAUGGUUAUACAUUACAUACAUCAAAUGAAAUUUAUUGUAUACGUGAAAUUGUACGUCGUUUUCCACUUGCUAUUCAACGUUUAUAUACAAUGAAUUCAACAAAAUAUACUAAUGCUAUUACAACAGUUCAAACGAUAUUUGAUUCAUUAAAAAAUGGAUUUAAAGAAUAUAUUAGUGAAAAAGCAAAAUGGAUUGCCGAUGAAGAAACAAAAAAUAUUGCUAUAGACAAAAUUGAUAAACUAACAGCAGCUAUUGGUUAUGCAGCAAUUGCAUCCGAUGAUGCAUCUCUUGAUAAUUAUUAUGAAAAAUUUGUUGUAAGUGAUAAUUCACAUCUUGAAAAUGCAUAUAGUUAUCAUCAUUUUUAUCGAUGGAGUUUAUCAAAUUCAAUAAAAAAUCCAAAUCUACUUGAUCAUUGGGAUUUUUUUGAAACACGAACAAAUCGACUAUUUGAUUAUAUUUCACUUUUUAAUCGUUUAUUUAUUAUUGCUAGUGGUAUGCAUGAACCACUUGUUAAUUCACAAUGGCCAUGGUCUGUAAAUAUGGGAUCAAUUGGUGUUCUACUUGCUCAAAAACUUUUUUCUAGUAUAGAUAUUCCUGAAGGUCGAACACAUUUACCAAAUGGAACACGUUAUGAUUGGUGGCAAACACCAACAAUAAUUAGUUAUAAUAAUAGUCGUAAUUGUAUAACUAAUUAUUAUGUAAAUGAUUUAAAAACAAUAACAUAUAACGUAAAUGGUGUUCCUGUACAAGUUCAAUUAGCUGGUGAACCAUUUUCACCAACAACUCUUCGACAUAUAGGUGCAUUACGUUUUGCUUAUGGUACAUUAAUAAAAAAUAAUGAUAUAAAAAAUUUUAAAAUGCCUGGAACAAAUUUUACAAGUGAACAAACAUUUUUUCUUUCUUAUGCUCAAACACAAUGUUAUCAACGACAAGAACUUUUACAAUUAUUAAGAACACAAUUAGGUGUCUAUGAUGAAAGAACAGCAUUAAAUGUUGCUCUUAUUCAUAUGCCAGAAUUUGCUCAAGCAUUUCAAUGUCAACCAAAAGAAAAUCAAUGUUUUCAAUAG
This is a messenger RNA of Rotaria sp. Silwood1, 2352 nucleotides long. NCBI's taxonomy places the organism in Eukaryota, Metazoa, Rotifera, Eurotatoria, Philodinida, Philodinidae. The record is from the annotation of a GenBank genome assembly.